Messenger RNA from Austrofundulus limnaeus, 2649 nucleotides. RefSeq names its product heterogeneous nuclear ribonucleoprotein A0. The record is from RefSeq and is a predicted model, not a curated record. Gene Ontology annotation, molecular function: mRNA 3'-UTR binding. Gene Ontology annotation, cellular component: catalytic step 2 spliceosome. Gene Ontology annotation, biological process: mRNA splicing, via spliceosome. Bases 53 to 946 code for a protein of 297 amino acids. Lineage: Eukaryota; Metazoa; Chordata; Actinopteri; Cyprinodontiformes; Rivulidae. The transcript is spliced from 2 exons.
GSUUUGUUCGGUUCAGACGUCUCUCAGCAGCUCGCAAAUUCAAACGACGAAAAUGAGCGACCAGCUUUGUAAGCUUUUUGUCGGUGGGCUGAACGUGGACACCGACGACGAUGGCCUGCGCAAACACUUCGAGCAGUACGGUUCCCUGACCGACUGCGUUGUCGUCGUGAACAAGCAGCUCCAGCGCUCCCGCUGUUUCGGCUUUGUGACGUACUCCACGCCGGAGGAGGCCGACUCGGCCAUGGCUGCCAGGCCGCACACCGUCGACGGAAACACGGUCGAGGUGAAGCGAGCAGUCGCGAGGGAAGACGCAAACAAGCCCGAGGCUCUCGCUAAAGUGAAGAAAAUCUUCGUGGGCGGCCUGAAAGACGACAUCGAAGAGCAGCAUUUGACCGAUUAUUUCUCCCAGUACGGCCCGGUCGAGAAGUCCGAGGUGAUCUCGGAGAAGGAGACCGGAAAGAAGAGGGGAUUCGGCUUUGUGUACUUCAGCGACCACGAUGCUGCCGACAAAGCGGUCGUGGUGAAAUUUCACACCGUGAAUGGACACAAAGUUGAAGUGAAGAAAGCCCUGACGAAACAAGAGAUGCAGGCGUCCAGCAGACCCGGAAUGGCGCCGAGGGGAAGAGGCAGAGGAGGCAUGCGAGGAAAUCAAAAUGGCUACGGCGGCAGAGAUUAUGGCGGAAGCUACAGCUAUGGAAAUGGCGGAGGCUAUGGCGGCUACGGAGGGUACGGCGGCGGGCCCUAUGGGGGUGGCUACGGCGACCAGGGUAGCGGCUAUGGCGGUGGAAACGGCUACAACGACUUUGGCAGUGGUUAUGGCCAGCAUUCUUCUGGUUACGGUCCCAUGAAGGGGCCUUUCGGUGGCCAGAGGAGCGCAGCCCCAUACUCUAGAGGCGGCGGCGGUGGCGGCUACCCCCGGGGGGGCUACGGUGGCGGCGGCUAUUAAGUGAAACUGUACAGCGGAAACAACCACCCACCCUCAUUUCCUGCCACAAGAAUACACCCAGCCAAGAUUUGGACGCAAAACUCGGUGUCGGGGCGUCUGCCGUGAAAUCCCACCAUGGCAGAGACCGAGACACCCCUUCCCAUCAACCCUAACCAAGACCUCAAAUACCCCAAACAGGUAGGAAGGUCACUUCCCAGAACACCUGGUUAUAACAAGCAGCUGUUGCUGUUCAUCUAGGACACAAAUGAAGAAUUACAAUUGCAGGUCCCGUUUUAUGUACCCAUUACCCACCAGUGUGGUUAUCAUUUAGCGUUGAAUUAUUAUUUUUUUUAUUUGCGUUCACUUGUUUUCGAUGCAGGAUUGUUUAUUGGGUGAAAGGUUCCUAUUUUACUCUMAAUUUUUAAGCAGUUUAAUUGGAUUUUGUUUAGAGUACAUUUAGUGUAUUUCUGUUCUAUGUAUGAUAAUGAGAAUGCAUGUUUGGUUAGAUAUGUCAUUCUGGCUAUUGUUUUUGUAUCAUUUUUUCCAGUAAUAGGCAAACAGUGAAUCCAUAAGAUUUUAGUUCACCAGUCUGUACCCAAAAAAAAAAAAAAAAAAAAAUCUCAGUAGUAAUAGUGUCAGUUUAAAUAUUGUUAAUUUUCCAUUACCUGUCCCACUAUCAAAUGUAUAUUGUAUUAUUUCAUGUCUGGAGAACAAAACCUAUUGUUGAAACACUUUGGUAUGCCUAUGUAUGUUCAUUUUAAAUAAAACCUUCUACCACUUAGCUUAGUUAUCUUACUUAUUUAACCAGGCUUCCUCAAGUUUAUUCACAGGUUCUUAUGCCAACGUUGAUUUAGUGUACAUGGCAUCAUUUCCAGUUUAUUCCUUUUUACAUUCAGGUGGGUGAAAUGGUUACAGUCUACCCACAGCCGAUGCAUGUAGGCUUUGUAGGGUGUGACUUAUUUUAAAUUUAUGGUGUUUUUUUUCUACUUGUUUCUACACUAUAUAUGUGGACGAUGAGGGGUGUGAUAAUUAUCUUUGAUUAUUCCUAUAUUUAGGUGUUCUUACUUGUAUUCCAGUAGGCUAUUCCAGCCAAAAUAGCCGUAGCAGUUUGUUUGUAGGCUACAUCAGGACCCUGUUGAUUACCUGGGGUCGAUUGUGAUAGGAGUCUGAAAUAUCUCUUUAGGAUAUCCACAUCCAGCAAACUAGGUAUGUAAAUCAACCUGUCUUCACUCUGUGUUGGUCAACAAUGUAUGGAAUAUAUUUAAGAUGGUACGCAAGUGUACCAYUGUUUAAUCUUAAAUGGGAUAAAUACGCCUUUUUUUAUAGCUAAACUUAAAAUAUUGAUCUACAUAUUUGGGAUGGCUUUAAUUUGGUCUCUGCUAUGAACUUGAGGUGGGUGGAAAGUGGGGGGACACACGCUUUGUUCCACAAUUGAGUGAAAUUAUGGAACGAGUAAAAUGGUGUCUCCUAAGAAGUUUUUCUUUUUUCUCUGSCUCAUUUGUGUGUUUUCUCCCACUUUCUCCAGGUUGCUACUGUAACCUGGACAAGAAGGACAUCACCCUGAAUGUGAUGGGGUGAGUCUCCAUGCUGGUGGGACCCAGGAGUGGUUGGCGUGGCUUUCUACUCCUCAGGUUUUGUGCUUGACGAUUUCCGAUGUUUCCAUAGGACGAUGAAAUUAUGUUGGAUGUGUUUUUUGUGAAUGCACAAUAAAUUUUUAUAUUUUA